GGUGAGAUCAGUACCUAUCAAUAAUCUGGUGAGGUCUAUAGGGUGUCAGUAUAGAGAUAAAAUGGGACCUGUUGUAAGGGUAUUGCAAGGUGACUUGGAAGGAGCGGAAGGAAUAGAUUUCGAGGGAAAUACCUUUUAUAAAUUUUUGGGAGUUCCUUAUGCUAAGGCGCCAAUUGGAGAGUUAAGAUUUAAGGAUCCAGUACCAGCAGAAUCAUGGAUGGGAGUAAGAAACGCAACCGAAGACGGAGAUGCUUGCUACCAAAACGAUUUAUUUGCUCAUCAAAUAUAUGGAUCAGAGGACUGCCUAAACCUAAAUAUUUUUACACCAGAAUUACCAUCAAAUGACAAGUUUAAUCUAAAACCAGUGAUGGUAUGGAUACAUGGGGGCGGGUUUAGUCAGGGCUCCAAUGACAGUAAGAAAAUAUAUGGUCCAGAGUUUUUAAUGACCGAAAAUGUUGUCUUAGUAACAAUUAAUUAUCGUCUAGGACUUUUGGGAUUUCUUCGUAUUAAAGACCCGAACUUUAAUAUAUCAGGUAAUAUGGGUUUUAAAGAUCAAGUAGAAGCUCUAAGAUGGAUAAAAAGUAACAUUCAGCAGUUUAAUGGUGAUCCUGAUAAUGUGACUAUUUUUGGUGAAAGUGCCGGUGGCGCUUCGGUACACAAUUUGGUGUUAUCUCCUUUGGCAAGAGGUCUGUUUCAUAAAGCUAUAUGCCAAAGUGGCGCAUCCUUAUGUCCAUGGGGUGACGACGGAGAUCAUAGCGCCGUUCAAAUUGCAAAAAUACACGAUUCGAGUAUUUCUACAGAAAAAGAAGCCGUUCAUUUAUUCAAAAACAUGAGUGUUCAGGAAUUGCAUAAGAUUCAAGAAAAAGUUCAUAAUUUUAAUCAAGGAAUGAGAGUUGGUGUACUUGGAUUAGUGAUUGAACCAGCCGAUAGAAAAAAUGCUUUUAUGACAAAAAGGCCCAUCGACAUAAUCACUUCAGGAGAUUAUGGAAAAGUUCCUAUUAUAUUUGGAUAUAAUAAUAGAGAAGCUAUUCUAUUUUACUUUGAAAAACUGGGAAAAGGUGAAAUUAACCCCGAGAAAAAAUUAAGCGUUGAAAAAUUUAUUCCACAUAAUAUUAAUUUAAAAAAGAAUGAUUCUGCUACUUAUCACUUAUUGGAUAAACUGUCAAGUGUAUAUUUUAAUGGAGGAGAUCUACAGGAUAAUAAUAUAAUGCUAAUGUCAGAUGCAAUGUUCGUCAUGGGUAUCCUAGGAAGUGUUAAGAACCAUGCCCAGUCAUCUCCACUGCCAGUUUAUUUGUAUCAGUUAUCAUUAGAAACUAAGCUUAAUACGAUUAAGACUCUUUUAAAACUAGAACAUGCUUCUGGCUGCUCUCAUGCAGAUGACUUGGGUUAUUUAUUUAAAACCUUGGUUACUCCAGAGUCUAUAGAACCAGGCAGCAUAGAAGAUUUGAGCUUAAGACGUAUGUUACGGCUUUGGUCUAAUUUUGCUAGAUACGGUAACCCUACCCCAGAGGAAGACGAGUUUAAAAUUACUUGGAAACCUGCCAGGGCUAGGCAGUUAAAUACAUUAGUUAUUGACGAAGAGUUAAAAAUGGAAAUAAAUCCUGGCGGAAAGAGGCUAGAUAUGUGGAAACAGAUUUAUCAACAAGCUCCUGCUACUAGCAAAUAUUUAUAAGUCUGUUAUAAACGAUAUAUAUGUUUAAAUAUUUAUAGACAUUUUAUUUUUAGUAAUAAUAAGUUGUUAUUGAAAGUAGAGUAUCAUAUUUAUUUUUAAAUGUAAAACUUAUUACACGAGUUUUUUUAAUUCUUGAAUAUAAUUUUGAUUAAAAAAAAAAGUAUAAUAUAGAGUGUAUUUUUAUGUAAUAUAUAAAAUAUAUAUAUAUAUAUUAAUAUAAA
Messenger RNA from Anthonomus grandis grandis, 1893 nucleotides. Its product is annotated as juvenile hormone esterase-like. The transcript is spliced from 9 exons. Lineage: Eukaryota; Metazoa; Arthropoda; Insecta; Coleoptera; Curculionidae. The record is from RefSeq and is a predicted model, not a curated record. Bases 62 to 1672 code for a protein of 536 amino acids.